Molecule: messenger RNA, 321 nt
Organism: Penicillium bovifimosum
Lineage: Eukaryota; Fungi; Ascomycota; Eurotiomycetes; Eurotiales; Aspergillaceae
Product: 60S ribosomal protein eL30
Exons: 3
Coding region: 1-321 (106 amino acids)
Cellular component (GO): cytosolic large ribosomal subunit
Molecular function (GO): RNA binding; structural constituent of ribosome
Source: RefSeq, a predicted model, not a curated record
AUGGUCAAGACUAAGAAGUCCGGUGAUACCCUCUCCUCGCGCCUGGCGCUUGUGAUGAAGUCUGGCAAGGUCACCAUGGGUACCAAGUCCACCAUGAAGACUCUCCGCUCCGGAAAGGCCAAGCUGGUCCUCAUCUCCGGAAACUGCCCUCCUCUGCGCAAGUCCGAGCUUGAGUACUACGCCAUGCUCGCCAAGACCCCCGUUCACCACUUCAACGGCAACAACAUUGAGCUCGGUACCGCCUGCGGUAAGCUCUUCCGCUGCUCCGCCAUGGCUAUCCUCGAUGCCGGUGACUCCGACAUCCUGAGCCGUGAGGCUUAA